AUGACGGUCAAAGAAAGCAACCCAGAGGUAACGGUCGGCGUCCUUGCCCUCCAAGGCGCUUUCAGCGAACACCUCCAACUCCUCCGCGCGGCGUCCUCGAAUAUCCCCUCGUCACCAACCUUUCACUUCAUCGAAGUCCGCACACCAGCCCAACUCGCACAAUGCGAUGGCCUUAUCAUUCCUGGCGGCGAAAGCACAACAAUGUCCCUGGUAGCCGCACGUAGCGCCCUCCUCGAGCCCCUCCGCGACUUUGUCAAAGUGCAGCGCAAACCGACGUGGGGCACAUGCGCCGGCCUCAUAUUACUAGCCGAGAGCGCAAACAGAACAAAGAAAGGAGGCCAGGAUUUGAUUGGUGGUCUGGAUGUCAGAGUGAAUAGGAAUCAUUUCGGGCGACAACAAGAGAGUUUCCAGGCAAACCUCGAAUUGCCUUUCUUAGAGUCGACUAGCGAAACGAGCAAGACCGACCCGUACCGAUGCGUCUUUAUUCGCGCGCCAGUUGUAGAGAAGGUGCUACCCAGUAACAAGACGGUGGGCAUACAAGAAGGGGAAAGCGAGAGGGACGAUACGAUUGUUGCGCCGAGCAAGACACCGGUAGAUGACUUGGCGAGGAAGGAGUUGGAUCGCGAGGUUGAAGUCAUGGCUACGCUAUCGACGAAUGCGAAACCUUUACAAGAGAACCAGGAACACGAUCAUCCAGGUGCGGAGGACAUAAUAGCGGUACGACAGGGCAAUGUGUUUGGAUGUAGUUUUCAUCCCGAGUUGACGGAUGACGCACGAAUACAUGUGUGGUGGCUGGGAGAGGUGCUGAAGGCAGUGGAGAGGCGACAGCAGUUUGAACUUGUGGACCGGACUAGAUGA
Messenger RNA from Alternaria atra, 858 nucleotides. RefSeq lists its product as uncharacterized. The transcript has a single exon. NCBI's taxonomy places the organism in Eukaryota, Fungi, Ascomycota, Dothideomycetes, Pleosporales, Pleosporaceae. Gene Ontology annotation, molecular function: glutaminase activity. Bases 1 to 858 code for a protein of 285 amino acids. Gene Ontology annotation, biological process: pyridoxine metabolic process; pyridoxal 5'-phosphate biosynthetic process. Gene Ontology annotation, cellular component: cytosol; glutaminase complex. The record is from RefSeq and is a predicted model, not a curated record.